Molecule: messenger RNA, 7027 nt
Organism: Alligator mississippiensis (American alligator)
Lineage: Eukaryota; Metazoa; Chordata; Crocodylia; Alligatoridae
Gene: EEIG1
Product: estrogen-induced osteoclastogenesis regulator 1
Exons: 12
Coding region: 661-1812 (383 amino acids)
Source: RefSeq, a predicted model, not a curated record
AAGGAAUGUUGUCUUGGGUUUUGUAUUCCCGAAGCGCGGCGGGUCUGUUCUGUCCGGUUGCUGCCUACGCUGGUAGCGUAGUGGCCGCAUUUGGCGUAGCUGUGGCAGAGGCUGCUGUGGACGGCAGCGGCGGGAGGGCUGACACAAACCUGUGGGAGCCGUAGCACAAAUCACAGACACCUGUGUGAGGCCCGGGGAGGAGAGGAGACUCGGGCUUUCCAGGUCCAAUGUGCUGCCCACAGACUUAAGAUUUCUGCAGAGACCUGGCACGGGAUGACUUCCUAUCGGACAUGCUUUCUGGACAGGCUCUGAUGCACACAAACCACCACAGCCUUUAAUCCAGAUUGCUGUGGCUAGAAAAGCUCCUGCUGGUCUGGAGCUUAGCUAUUUCUCCCUCCCUCUUUUCUUGGAGAUGUUCCAGAGGCUUGAUCUGUGCUCUUCCUCCUCACCUGAAGCCUGUCGUGGCAAUGAUCCCACAGCCAGAUCCGACCACCAGCGAGAGAAGAGCAUCCUACUUUGAAGCCGAGCAAUCAUUAAACUGAAAUUAACCCCCUGCUUCUACUCCUGAAACAGUGGCAAUUUUUUUCUGCAUCUGUGUGUGACUUGAGCGGCUCCUGACGGUUGUUGUAAGUCCCUGGGCUUCUCCUGCUGAGCCUGCCCAUGGCUUUCCUGAUAAAGAAAAAGAAAUUUAAAUUUCAGACCAGUUUCACCCUGGAGGAGCUGACUGCCGUCCCCUUUGUAAAUGGGGUUCUCUUCUGCAAAAUCAGGCUGCUGGAUGGAGGGGACUUUGUUAGCUUGUCUUCUAGAGAGGAGGUCCAGGAGAACUGUGUUCGUUGGAAGAAGAAAUUCACCUUUGUAUGUAAAAUGAGUGCCAAUCCUGCCACUGGCCUCCUGGAUCCGUGUAUCUGCAGAGUGUCUGUCCGUAAGGAACUGAAGGGAGGAAAGACCUACUCCAAGUUGGGCUUUGCUGAUCUGAACCUGGCAGAAUUCGCUGGCUCUGGAUUCACAGUCCGAUGCUGCCUACUGGAAGGCUAUGACACCAAGAACACCCGACAGGACAACUCUAUCCUAAAGGUCACAAUUGGGAUGUCUCUGCUCUCUGGGGACCCCUGCUUCAAAACACCUCCUUCCACAGCCAAAUCGAUCACCAUCCCAGGACAGGACUCCACCCUGCAGUUGACCUGCAAGGGCGAGGGAACCACCAGCAGCAGCACAAGUGGUUCAGCCUCCAUUGGCUCUGUCCGACAGACCAAGUCAAGACCCACCAUUCUCAGCUCAGGUGUACCAGAGGAGCCAGACCAGAAUCUGUCCAGUCCAGAGGAAGUAUUUCACUCGGGGCACUCGCGGAACUCCAGUUACGCUAGUCAGCAGUCCAAGAUCUCUGGUUACAGCACAGAGCACUCGCGUUCCUCCAGCAUGUCGGACCUGACCCAUCGCCGGAACACCUCCACCAGCAGCAGUGCAUCUGGGGGACUCAGCAUGACAGUUGAGUGUCCAGAAGGAGAGAAGGACCACAAAAUGGACAAACCACCUCGGCCCCCAAGACCAGCCCUCCUAAUGGAUAGAUCGUCCCGGAGAAAAAAGGAUUCGAUGGAGAGUCACCCAACCUGGGUGGAUGACACCAGGAUUGAUGCUGAUGAUAUAGUGGAGAAAAUCAUGCAGAGUCAGGACUUCACAGAUGUCAGCAAUACUGAAGACAGUAACCUGCGGCUGUUUGUGAGCAGAGAUGGCACAACUACUCUUAGUGGUAUUCAGCUGGGAAACAGGGUCUCAUCUGGAGUUUACGAGCCAGUGGUGAUUGAAACCCAUUAAAUGUGAAGAACAGGGUAGACCUGCUGGAAACAGACCUCCUGCCCCGUCCGCUGCCAUGUGGAUGCCAAUCUGUACCUCUCUACAUGCAACAUUCCAGAAGGGAUUUCUGCAGACCUCUCCCCUUACAUUUGCACUGCAGAACUACUCCAAGACCAUACCACUCUAGACCAUGCACUUUCCCUGACCCUGGCAUUAUAUCCCCCUCCUCCCCAUGCUUCCACUCACCACAUUGUUCCAUACCAGAUCCAAGGUGUCUCUCUUCAGGGAGCACACUCUUAUCUGGAGGGUGUUUCCCCUCCCCACAUCCCCUUUCCCCAGUCCCUCAUUCCAUAGAUUAAUGCCCAACAAGGGAUUUUGCACCUCCUGUCUCAGCAAACCAUUGGGUUGUACCACUGUGAACUUUUUUUUUUCAAACCACUGAAAGGGGAAAACUAAUACGAAUGUAACCAGAAAUCUGGCGUGGUGAAAUGGUGAGCUGGCCACUCACAGAAUGCUUUAUUCCUCUGACCGCAUCGUGGAUUGCAAGGAAACUUUUUACCUCCCAAAACAACACUUGACUGAGCAAAGCACCCAACGAAACCAAACCCCACUGUCCCCUAUGUAUCAAACAUUUCCCAGAAGUGCAUUUCAGAAAGCAACUGGAAUCUAGAUGGAACUUGGCAACAAAGGUUAAAGGCUGGCUCUGGCUGACAUGAACUGCAGUAUCCCUUCCACUGCUGGGCAUGGAUGGGCAACUUCCAGUUGCUGGCAUUAGUAGGAGCACUUUAAAGAUUCCAGAUGUGUCUGGAGGAGGCUCGCACUUGCUGUUCCUGAAACAAUAUGUUCUGUGGACUCGCUUGGCAAAAUAGUCAUGGUUGCAGUUUGGAGGGGGAGGGGCUGGCAGCCUGACUCGGGGAGGGAGCCCUUACAGUGCUUACCUGCCCACGGUGGACCAAAAGAGGAAUCUUAUCCCAAUACCCCUCCUCUGGGCCAGGAUAGGGUGUGACUAGGUGUGGUGGUUUGGGGUUGUUUUUUUUAGCUGUGACAGGAGUAGUUAAAUGGUUCAAUAUUUCUGGGCCAAAAAGGGGACUCACUGAUCCUAGGCGACUCUUCGUGCUUUGUGAGAAGGGACCCAUGGCUGAGUCUGUCUCCUCUUGGGCAGAGGAGAAGCUUUGUUCAAUGCAAAAAGAUGUUGGCAUCUCUGCUUCUUGGGCAGACUGGCUGUCUCCUGCCUUGGCCACAGCCUUUGUUCUCACCUGGUUCUAGGUGCGUGAACUCUUCUAACAAAUGAGACUUAACUGUUUUUUGAUUAUCUUUCUCAAUGGAUCUCUUUUCUAGUUUGAUUUCUGCAGUUGUUGGAUGCUUUUAGCUGUCUCUCUUCCUCAUGGGCUGUGGCAGAAAAGAUGUAGGUCUUUUUUCCAACUUCUAUUUGUAGAAUUCUCCCAGCAGCUGAACUACAGGUGAAGAUCUAUGCAGACUCUAGCCCUGAGUUGGCAGCAGGCUGCAUGCGCAGCCCUCUGUACAGAUACUUCCAGCCUAUAAGCUAUUUCUGAGUAGUGUCCUUUCCUUUUUAUUUUUGCUGUUGUACUGUAGUAGCACUUGGCAGCCAUGCACUUUGACUAAUGGCACACUCCAGAUCACUGGCUAUGAAGUGGCCUCUGACGUACGUGCGUAAAUACCCGCUCAGACACGUGCACACACUCCGUCCCGUUUAGCGAGAAGAGAAGGUUUUGUGACUGAUCAAUUUAAUUUUGUCUUUUGAAUCCUUACUGUUGCCAAGCCUCCCUUGGGGCUCCUUGUCGUGUGUCUGUGAACGGAGCGCGCUGAGCUCCUGGGAAAGGGAACAGGGUAAACUGGCAGCAAUGGUCUCACUUGCACAUGGUGGUCAUCAGGGGGGGAUUCUGUAGGCAGAAUAACAAGGCUGGAUCUUGUUUCAUGCUGUGAACCCUUCUUGAACCCAGUAGGCUGCUUGCUUGACUUGUGCAAACCAUUUGUUGUGUGUGUGGUGGGGGGGAAGGUUCAGUUUGCCCCACUUGCCUUUUGUGUUCCCCCCAUGCCCCCAAAAGGGAAUUUGUAUUGAUUUGGGGCAGGCAAAGCCUUAUAGCUUAAUGUGGGAAAGAGUGCUGAAUUGCACCACAGCCUCUGAGACCUGUCCCCAUCAAAGACUCUUGACACUUGCAAGCAUCUUACAGUCUCUGCUCUAUUUGGCUUGGCUGUGUUUGGUAGUUAGUUUUAAGGAUGGGGUUUUGCCUGCUGGGCUUAAGGAAGGACCUUGCAUUCCUUGGGGUCUCAAGCUUUAGAAGGGGGACCUGCUUGCUUCCCUCUCCCUGGUCCUUCAGAGGCUGAGCCUUGAUGCUCCUAUUGGUGCAAGAGCACAGGGAGUUGGAAUCAAUGCGGGUCCUUGCCUGAGAACCAGACUGGUCAGAGAGAGGGCUUGAAUUUGCUGUGCAGAGCUCCAGCUGGGCUCAGUGCUGCACUUUUGGAAACCAGCCACCAAAUGUUGGCAGCCUGGCAGCAGCACUGUCAAGAUCCACCAGGAAGGAGCCCAGGUCAGCCUAGCACCUUCCCCUUAGUAGCCAUCCAGCCAUCUUUUUGUUUUUCUCAACACUGGGGGUCCAGGACCCAUUUGUUCUGGGCUCUGCUUGGCAAGGGACAUGUUACUUGGUAGAGGCACUUGCCAGAUGUGUGUCUGGGAGAAAUCCCCUUCCAGGGAGAGAAGCAGGGGGGACUUGCAAUUCAGAAGCCUCUCUCACCAGGGGAGCAGGCAGCCAUAAUCUCCUUGUGUUGGGUGGCUGCAGUCAUUCGGUAGCUUGCUGUCAUUGCCAGCAGUCCAGCUUUUUGCUGCUUGCAUUGGUGGCUGUCUUUUGUGCCUCUUGGGGUUUGUUUCUCCUGACGGCUGUUGAUGAUUCUGUAGAACCCUGUGAACUCAGACAUCUGUAUCGAGUAAGAAAGCGGCCCUAGUUGUCUGAAACCUGAAUGAUGCAGCAGGGUUCCCAUUACCUGGAACAGGACCCAGGCAAAGAGGGAAGAGGUCUCCUAUUUCCAGAGACCACCCUGAAAUCCAGCUGUGUUGCCUUCCCCUUCCUGAUAGCCACCACCCUCACUUGCAUGGGUGUAAUGGCAUGGAGAGGGCUGAGGUGGAGCUGGCACUGUUUCACCGGCAGGUCUGCUGCUGCUGCUUCAAAGCUUUGUAUCUUGCAAGCACUUUCUUCCCAUGGCAUUGCUUGCCUUUGGUUGUUAGCUGUCCCCUGAAGGUUUCAGGGGCCGGUGGAUCAGUCAGACUCAGACCACUGGUUUAGUUUAGUUUCCUUUUGGGCUUUUGUUUCAUUUUUGUCCUGAAGUUUUUUACUUUUUUUUAAUACCCCAGCAGGCUGGGGUGUUAUGACUACAUUGUCAUUGUCGAUUCAUUGGUAUUAUAUUCCUGGGGGCUCACACAGGUAACUUUUUUCCUCCCCAAAUUGCCCUGUCUUGGGGGAUCCAAAAGUAAGCGAGAUGAGUAAAAGGCCCUUUGUUAGCAAGACUGUGUCCACCCCAGCCUCUUGCAUAGGGGAGCAGGGCUGUUAAUCUGGGCUGGCCCCAGGGUAGCAGAGCUGGUCUCCUGAUGCAGUCCAGGGAAAGAGCAGAAUGGCAGGGCCCUGCUCCCCCAUUACUGUAUAGUGACCUUUCUAGACCUCUUUCCACACUGAAGCUUGGUGCAGACUCAGGUCUUGAGCAUAUGGACUUGUUUAGCUGUUUCCUGACACAUUAAAGCGACCAUAUAAAGUGAAGACCUGAAUAAGGAUGGGCUGAAUAUGCAUAAAUGAGUACCAGAGGGGGGCUGGGCCCAGGGGUUGCUGGGAAUGAGGAUGGGAGAAGGAAGGCAGCACUGCCUCUUCCUUUCACCCUACGAUUGGCACUUUUUAGUAGGACACUUCACGCUGUCCUGAGUGCGAGCCGUGGGCAGCAGGGUUGAAUCCUUUCCCUGCACCCCCUCGCCUUGCGCUCUGGAGGGGAAGCUGAGCCCUUUUUUUAAGAGUGGGUUUUUUUGUUUUGUUUUUUCUGUCAGGUUUUAGAGGGCUCUGAAUGGGGCCAAGACCAGAAGCAGCAGCUUGUUGCAUUGAAAUUGUGCAGGAGGGAGGUGAUUUCUUUUAGUUGUUUUUCUCAUGUUUUAAAUUGGCAGCUGUGCAGCUGGACUCUGCACGCGUGAAGCUCUGGGAUCCGCACUCCAGGUACGCUUGAGACGAGAGUGCCCAGGUGAAUCGGACCCCCUCCUGGAGAGGGGGCUGAGCAGACCUUCCCCACCCCACCCCACCCCACCCCAUCACUGCCUUACCUCAGGAGCUGGUCCUCCCUUCUCUGCUCCUUCCCCCUACCCAAACCCUUGCUGAGGGAGUUGCUCUGGAGACUCAGUCCUGUAGACAGGGUUGGUCUCUCAGGGCUUGUUUCUGCAAACAUCAUGCCUGGUAGCUGGUGUUUGUACCUCAAAGCCACUUCCUCCACCCAAAGGGCUGACCUGCAGGAUCCCCCUCCCUUCCCCAGGACCUGCAUCUUCUCAUCAGCCCUUUUCUAUCCAGGAAGGAGCAAGCAUCAAAAACCUGGGAAAUCCUUGGAAUUCAGGAGAAACUUUGAGUUAGAGGUUGUGGCUGAUCGCCUUAUUGGCCUCAAACAGAUGAUGUUGGUUUAAAGCCCAUAUUUUUUUGUAGGGGGUUAAAGGGGAGAUCGUGUUUUAUUUUCUUGAAAGUGAAUUGAGCUUGGUGAUCUUCAGAUGAGAAGCGCACUUGAUUUAUACUCAGAAUCUAUAGAGAGAGAUUGCAGAUAUUUUUGGAAAGGGAAUGGGUCUAUGCAAACUUCCAAAAUCGCUUGAAAGAUAGUUUAACUUUUUUCUUUUUUACUUUGAAAUCUAAAGAGAAUUCUAACUCUUUUUCUUUUAAAGCAGAAGUGCGUUUAGAGAGAAGUUACUUCCACUGCUCUAUUUUGGUGAUGAUUCUUGGAGAGUUUGGGGGCUGGAGAGAGUGACUAUAUUUUCACCAUUUUUAUCUUGCUCCUCUAGUUCGUUGGUUUUUGUUUUUUUUUCCUUUCCGUUUCUUUUUCUAACGGAAUGCUGUGCCGUCUUUGAUUCAACAGAUCGUGUUUGUAUUUUCUGUAUCUGGUUCCUAAUGUAGAGAAAUAACAAAUAUAUGAGGAAAUCAAUAUAAUGUCAAAUGUCGUCACGGUUUUGGGGAAAAUAAAGGUUUUUGGUUUCUUUUUUGGUACUUCA